AUGCGGUUAACCGUGUAUAAAGUAGCCACACUAAUACUGCUCAGCGCUUUAAGUAAGGGAGAGCUGCCUGAAGAUGACUUCAGGAUAAUAAAUCGACAAGACCUGCUAACCUCAGAGCACAGCGACAUAUUUGUGGACAACAGUACGAACUCAUUUUCGCAACUUGUUUUCGAUGUGGCAAGGGACCAAUUGAUCGUGGGCGCAAGGGAUGCCUUGUACCGCCUUUCACUUCGCGGCCUCGGCGUACUAGAACGAGCAGCCUGGGUGGCCUCAUCGGAGAAGAUCAAGUUGUGCCAAGUAAAGGGUCAGACGGAGGAAGACUGCCAUAACUUUGUUAAAGUUCUAUUGGCAUAUGAACAUAAGCUAUUCGCUUGUGGGACUCACGCGUUCAGUCCUGUCUGCAGUUGGAGAGAGAUCGAGUCAAUAAACACAGUGUCAGAAUGGAUGACUGGUGUAGCCAACUGUCCGUACAAUCCUCACUCGAAUGUGACUGCUAUUUUGACCAGCAACGGAGAAUACUACGCUGGAACGCCAACAGAUUUUGCCAGCUCCGAUACGGCUAUAUGCAGAAGUCGAGGUGCCGCUCGACGGGACUCUGGCACUCUUCGGACGCCCCAGUACGACUUAAAUUGGUUGAACGAACCCCAGUUCGUGGGUAGCUUCGAAGAUGAUCACUUCGUGUAUUUCGUUUUUAGAGAAGAGGCUGUCGAGUUUAUGAAUUGUGGGAAGAUUAUUUACUCUCGCGUCGCCCGUGUCUGCAAAAACGAUCCUGGCGGUUACUUAGUCAUGAAAGACAGUUGGAGUACCUUCCUCAAGGCUAGAAUCAAAUGUUCAGUUCCGGGAGACAUACCCUUCCACUACGAUGAAAUUCAAAGCAUGGAGUAUCUGCCUCAAGAGAAGCUUUUGAUAGCUACGUUCACUACUCCUACGAAUAGUAUAGCCGGCAGUGCUGUCUGCAUCUACAGCAUGUCAGACAUCAAUGCCGCAUUUGAAGGUCCAUACAAGGUACAGGACCGACCAACGUCGACAUGGGAGCCACGUUCUCUUUCCAAGCAGGCCCGGGAUCAUUUCAGAUGUAUUCCUGAUUCAAGAGCUCAUCAAGAAAUAGAAUAUCACAGAUAUCACUUGAUGUACGAAUCAGUACAGCCAGUGUCCGGAGAACCAGUUUUUAAAAUGACGUCAGAGCGUUUCACCCAUGUCACUGUCGAUGUUACCAGUGCGAAAAGUAUUGAGAAACAACUCGUAUUGUAUGUGGCUACACAAGCAGGCAAUGUUCUAAAGUUAGGAGUAUUACCGAAAUUAGACGGAGCUUGUUUGGUCGAGAAGUGGCAAUUAAAUGAGAAUAAUAAAGCUUUUGAUGUGCUGAACAUGCAGUUCGUUAAGGAUACGAUGUCAGUUUACAUCGGCAGUACGGACAGCGUGGUCCGUAUCUCGGGCGCUCGUUGUUCCCGCUACUCGAGCCGCUCGGGCUGCGUGCUGGCCACCGACCCGCACUGCGGAUGGGACGACGCACGCGAACGGUGCGUGCUCGCCACCACGAGACUAGGCGACCCUGCCUUUAAACAAGCUACGCAUGUGUGUGGUGUUGUUGAUUCACCAGUUGAUGGCGGAUGGUCAAGUUGGUCAACUUGGGAGCCGUGCAUGCAGGACGGCACAUCCUUGUCUCUGUACGAUGACGAUAAACCCGACAUGUGCAUGUGUCGGACGAGGCGCUGCGAUAAUCCACGACCGGCUUAUGGCGGGCAAACUUGUGAAGGCGCCGCUAUAUCGGUUACCAACUGCACUGUUCACGGAGGUUGGUCGUCUUGGUCAGGCUGGUCAAAAUGCUCAGCAUCCUGCGGCAUUGCCAUAAAGUCCAGGCGUCGAACUUGCAGCGCGCCAGAACCCAAGUUCGGUGGCCGGGUCUGUGUGGGACUCGACAACGAUGACGUAUAUUGUAACUUACCUCCUUGUCCUGAUCCAACCUUGGCAGCUGUUGAUGGUGGCUGGACAGAAUGGGGUCCUUGGUCAGUGUGCACACCCACGCCUGGUGCCGGUUGCGGCCCUUCUGGUGGUUUGAAGGAGAGGAGACGCGACUGCACCAACCCUCCUCCCAAGAAUGGAGGCGCGGAAUGCGAAGGAUUGAAUAUGGAGCGGGUGCCCUGUGACCUGCCGACCUGUGAGCAGAGAAAGGCUACCGCUUGGACGCCAUGGGUACAAAUACCUGGAAACGAUUCCGACGGUAGUUACACAGAGAAAAGAUUUAAGUUCCAAUGUCGAGCUCCAUCGCCGGAACAGUUGAAGACGGUCACUAUAAUAGGAAAGCGUGGUGUCGGCAGUUGUCCCGUGGUGCGCGAGGACGAGCGCUACUGCACGGCGCGCGGGCGCUGCAGCAGCGAGCGCGCGGACGAGGAGUCGGGCUACGAGGCGUGGGGCCCGUGGCAGGCCUGCUCGGCCGUGUGCGGCGGCGGCCAGCAGCGCCGGCGCCGCCGCUGCCUGCGCCGCGCCUGCCGCGGGCCCGCCGACAUGCUGCGCGCCUGCAACACGCACGCCUGCACCGGUGAAUGGUCGUGUUGGAGUGAAUGGAGUGAAUGCAGCGGAGAAUGUACUGACGGUAUAACGAGUGCAGCCGGACACCGCACCCGCACCCGCAUGUGCCUGUCGCCGGACGGCUGCACCGACGCAGGCGCCGCUCUCGAGCGACGCGUGUGUGUUAACAACUGCGCUGACCCAGAAGCGGGCUGGGGGGAGUGGGGCGAGUGGGCAGCAUGCACAGCAGGCGAACGAGUUCGCCGUCGGUCUUGCCAAGCUGGUGCUUGUCUUGGAGCUCAGCUACAAGUCGCUAGAUGUGGCGACGGGGGCGAUGAACUUGAUAAUGAACUCUACGCUAUGCCAGCUUAUAGCCAAAACGUGGAGAUGGCGUCUUUUGUUACGAUGUCCAACAACGAGUCGUUGAGUUUAGGCACAAUCAUUGGAUGUGUGGUUGGUGCCUUUGUCAUGGGCUGCCUUGUUUGCCUGGCUGGAGUGAUAUUCUGCCAACGGCGUGGCACCCGCCUUCCUUGGAACAGACAGCAACGAGUACCUUCUAGUCCUCACUACAUCACAGCGAAGCAAAAUAGUUAUGUCACUGUGCCACUGAAGGAAGUUCCACGUAAAGCGAAACGCCAACCAUCGUUCUCGGGCAUCGGGAGUUCAAGCGGGAUACUCCUAUCAAAAGCGAACAACAUAUCAAACGUGAACAACCAUAAUACUAUGGCAACACCUAAACUAUACCCGAAAGCCAUAGCCAAUGAGUAUGACUCCCUAGGGACAUUGAGGAGACAUUCAAACCAGCCAAAUAAUAAGAACAACUUGGAUAUCGAAGAGGAUAAGUUCUAUUGA
This is a messenger RNA of Arctia plantaginis, 3360 nucleotides long. The record is from the annotation of a GenBank genome assembly. NCBI's taxonomy places the organism in Eukaryota, Metazoa, Arthropoda, Insecta, Lepidoptera, Erebidae.